CGGAAGUCAGAGGAAAGGGCGGAAGUAGCGCGACUGCUGAGCGCGGGGCUGCCAGGAGUGCGGGAGAGUUUAUAAGAUGCUGCGCAGGAAGCCCACCCGCCUGGAGCUGAAACUGGACGACAUCGAGGAGUUUGAGGGCAUCCGGAAGGACCUAGAGAGCCGGAAGAAGCAGCGGGAGGAGGUGGACCUGUCAUCCAGCGAGGCGGAGGACGCCGCCUCUGCCCCCCUCAGCGCUGAUUCAAGGACUCAGACCAUACAUGACAGGAUCGGGUACAAGCCGCAGCCCAAACCCAACAGUCACACCACACAGUUUGGAAACUUUGAAUUUUAACAUCUGGGGGGAGGGGGCGGAAGAUAAGACUUUGGGGCUCCAUUCUCGGAACCAUUUAUGGAGGGACGAUCACAAGCUCAUCACUUCUGCUUAGUAAAUGUGCAUUCAGUUUUAUUUUAUACGACCUCCAGAGCUGCACUCACUAUUCUGGAGCAGAGGAUCACAGACGUAUCAUUUCUGCUUAGUAAAACCAUAUUUCAUUUCAUGACCUCCAGAGCUGCGCUCACUAUUCUGGAGCAGAGGAUCCCACACACAAAAUGUCUGCUUAAUAAAAAAAACAUAUUUCAAUUCA
This is a messenger RNA of Bufo bufo (common toad), 623 nucleotides long. It is a transcript of the gene CDC26, whose product is annotated as cell division cycle 26. NCBI's taxonomy places the organism in Eukaryota, Metazoa, Chordata, Amphibia, Anura, Bufonidae. The record is from RefSeq and is a predicted model, not a curated record. Gene Ontology annotation, biological process: protein K11-linked ubiquitination; anaphase-promoting complex-dependent catabolic process; regulation of mitotic cell cycle. The transcript is spliced from 3 exons. The coding region runs from base 77 to 331 and encodes 84 amino acids. Gene Ontology annotation, cellular component: anaphase-promoting complex.